AUGCCCUUCAUCAGCGCAACUGCAGUCCUCCUCACGCUGGGCCUCCGUGCCCUAGCCGCUCCCGCACCGGCCUCCGUCGCCCCGGACGGCAUCAUCCCGGGCGAGUACAUCGUCUCCCUGAAACCGGGCCUCGCCCGCUCCCAAAUCGAAUCCCACCUCGCCCGCGCCGCCUCCGUGCACAGCCGCCGGCGGCGCGACACUCCCACAGGCGGUAUCAGCAAGACCUUUUCCAUCGGCGCCUUCAACGCCUACGCUGGCUCCUUUGACGAGGCCACACUCGCCGAGAUCCUCAGCGGCGACGUCGAGGGCGCCGUGGCGUCGGUCGAGCCGAACCGCCUUGUGGAGAUUGACGCCCUCGUCACGCAGGACGCCGCGCCGUGGGGUCUCGCGAGUUUGUCGUCGCCGAACCAACUGUCAAGCUCGUCUGACGGUCAACCUUAUACCUAUGAUGACUCUGCUGGCGAGGGCUCCUUUGCGUAUAUCCUGGACACGGGCGUGCAGGUGUACCACCCUGACUUCGCGGGCCACGCUGUGAAGGGGUACAGUUCGCAGCCUGACGAGGAGUUUGAUGACUUUGGAGGGCACGGCACGCACGUUGCCGGUACUGUUGGGUCCCAGACGUACGGGGUCGCGAAGAAGGCGACUGUUGUGGAUGUUAAAGUCCUUGCUGGCAUUGGCACCGGCAGCGUCGCAACGGUCCUCGAUGGCUACAACUGGGCCGUCAACAACAUCACAGACACCCCUGGUCGCCUCGCCAAGUCCGUCAUCAGCAUGAGUCUCGCCUCCGCCCUCGACGAGGCGGUCAACGCAGCCUACGACCUGGGUGUCCCGACUGUCGUGUCGGCCGGCAACCUGAAUCAGGACGCCAGCCAGCGGUCGCCCGCGCGGGCGGCGCGCGCCUUUACGGUGGCGGCCGCGGACUGGAACCGGACUCGGGCGUCCUUUUCCAACUUUGGUAGCCUGGUCGAGGUGUUUGCGCCGGGCGUCGCGGUGCGCUCGCUCGGGCUCGACAACGGCACGACGGUGUACUCGGGUACCUCGCAGGCUGUCCCGCACGUCACGGGUCUGAUUGCGUACCUGAGAGGCAAAGAGGAGGGUUUGGAUACCCCGGACGAGGUUUUUGCGAGGGUGGAAGAGCUUGCUGUUGAGGGUGUAGUUCGGGACCCUCGGGGUACUGCAAAUCUGCUUGCUUUCAACGGUGCUGUUUCCUCCUGA
Messenger RNA from Colletotrichum acutatum, 1215 nucleotides. Its product is annotated as peptidase S8/S53 domain-containing protein. The transcript has 3 exons. The record is from RefSeq and is a predicted model, not a curated record. Gene Ontology annotation, molecular function: serine-type endopeptidase activity. Gene Ontology annotation, biological process: proteolysis. NCBI's taxonomy places the organism in Eukaryota, Fungi, Ascomycota, Sordariomycetes, Glomerellales, Glomerellaceae. Bases 1 to 1215 code for a protein of 404 amino acids.